AUGAAGCAAAGAUGUGCAUGUCUGCCCCUCUUCGCCAUCCUGCCGUGGGGGCUGAGCUGGCUCGGAAGCUUCGGAGGCUUCGGAGGUGAGAGGGGCCGGGUGGCACGGCGAGCCAGCCUGCUGGUGCCGGCGCGCCUCGUUGAAGAAACCUACGGGCAGCUGGCAGGUGCCGGCUGCAUUCCCAGGCGAUGGCAUCCUGAGGGUCGGUACGGGAUUCCCAUCCAAGUGGCGGAGGAUGCGGGGAAGCGGCUCAUCCCCCUGCUGGCGAAUGCUGUGGACAGGCUCCCUCCAGACGUGCGUGCCAACCUGGGCGCAGGGACGGUGCAGCUGAGGGAGAAGGAGAUCCCCUGGAAGAAGAUGCCCGCGCGGCCCAUCUGCCCUGACGUUGGCGACAUCGUGCGGUCUCGCCCCGCUGGGAACUUUACCUUCGCCGAGCUCUUCGCGGGCAUCGGAGGCUUCCGGCUAGGACUGGAGCGCCUGGGUGGGUCCUGCGUCUUUGCAUCCGAGAUCGAGCCGCACACACGAGAUCUCUACACUCGAAACUUUGGCCAUGUGCCGGUGGUGGCGGGCGACAUCCAAGAAGUCCAUGCGUCGGAUAUACCGGCCCAUGACAUCUUGGUCGCCGGCUUCCCUUGCCAGCCUUUCUCGGCUUUGGGUUCCCAGCCUGCCUUCGAUGAUGAGCGUGGGCUGCUCUUCCGUGAGAUCGUGCGAGUUCUGGGCGCUGCAAAGCCCCGCUUCUUCCUGUUGGAGAAUGUACCUGGCUUGCUGCGUUGCGGGAGGGCCCUGGCGACGAUCAUGGAAGAGCUCUCCAGCGCGGGCUACGAGGUCCGCGUGGAGACCGUCAAUGCCCGACAGCUCACGGCCCAAGCGAGGAAGCGGGUCUUCUUCAUCGGUUUUCGGUCUCACGCUUCUCAAGCGUCUCCACCCCGGAGUUUUGAAUUGCCACGGAUUCCUGACCUGUGCCUGCGCGCGGAAGACGUACUGGAGACCGAGGAGGAAGUGAAACGAAGCGGAUUGCUGGAAGACUACACCCUCACUGACGAGCAGUUCCUCCGACUCCAGGAAUCCGAGAAGUGGGCACGGCGCGGGGGUAUGGCCAGCACCUUAGCCUGGAAUGACAAGGUCUGUGCCACCCUCGUCGGCCACUACGGGAAAACCCUCCGAAAGGGCAACUCUCAGCUGGUGCCGCGGCCGGCGCCCUCCAAGCCGCGGCGCUUCACUCCCCGGGAGUGCGCCCGCCUCAUGGGUGUCCCAAACUCCUUCAAGCUCACGGGGCGCAGAGAGGACCAGACGCCCGGGAUGUGGUAUCGGGCCUUGUACAAGAUGUUUGGGAACAGCGUGAGCCCUCCGGUGGUGGCGGCUUUGUGCGGAUCCAUCCUGGCCACUUCCGACACCUCCCAUCUCCCAAAGGAGGCGGGCCUCAGCGCGGCCCUGGAGCUGGCUCUCGAAGCCUUGGCGCCCAGGAAACUUCUGGUGUGGAGGGCACUCCCGACUUCCCGGAACCCGCACGUCGAGGCCUCCAGGGGCCCCCUGGAAGCCGGCGGAUCCUGCGGACGCGGUGGGCAGAUCGGCCUGGGCUCUGGGCAGUUUCUGGCCAAGGCUUCGACGCAGCUUCGGGGCUCCAUACCAGGAUGGGGUGAUUAG
Symbiodinium natans is the source of this 1644-nucleotide messenger RNA. The record is from the annotation of a GenBank genome assembly. Lineage: Eukaryota; Dinophyceae; Suessiales; Symbiodiniaceae.